UAGAGUCAUUUCGAUCGAACGCACAUCCAUGAGGCUCUGACUUAUGUUCACUCAGGCAGUUGUCUGUUGGAAAUUCCAGCAAAAAAUGGGAGUUGGUGACCUAGUAAAGGUGGGAGCUAAAAAUCAAAAGUCAUCUGGGAAACAAGAGAGAGUUAUAAACUAUGAUAGAAUAAGUGAACUACCAGAUCCAGUUCUUCAUCACAUCCUCUCCUUCCUACCUACCAAGAUUGCAGUAAGUACUAGCAUGUUAUCAAGGAGAUGGCGAUACUUGUGGACCUAUGUUGACAAGCUAAACUUUGAGGAUGACCUGUUUUAUUCCAUACAAAUGAAUGAAGAUCUAAUGUUUAAGUUCAUGGAUUUUGUGGAUAAUGUCCUGGUUGUUCACAAUUUGUUAAAUAUAGAGAAGCUCCGUCUUUUGGGUGGCGAUUGUGAUGCAUUUCGCAUUGAUUCGUGGAUCCGGGCUGCAAUAAAGCGUGAGAUCAAAGAGCUCGAUAUUUUCAUCUGUCCUAGGGUUCCUUUUGAGUUUCCUAGUUGCUUAUUUAAUUGUGAAUUAUUAACAGUGUUGAAACUCAAUUUGGCUUGCUCUGAUCUCAAGCUCCCAACUUCGAUUUGUCUUCCUAGCCUUAAAACCAUGCGUCUGGAUUCUGUUAUAUUUGCAGAUGAAAAUUUGACCCAUAAUUUCUUUUUUAACUGUCCAACCUUGGAAAAUUUGAUCAUGAAAAAAUGUGGAUUGCGGGAUGUUAAGGUCCUUCACAUUUCUGCUCCUAGACUGAAGUUCUUGACAGUGGACUGUGGUGGUGGUAAUCAACAUAGUUUAAGUCACUGUAUUAUCAAGGUCUCAACCAGAGAUCUUGUAUCACUAAGGUACUGUGAUGGUGUUGCCAUUGGCUAUUCACUGGAGAAUGCACACUCUAUGGUUGAUGCAUGUAUUCGCUUAUGCCCUACUCGCCAUGAACUGAGAGUAUUCUGGAACACAGAUGGUUACAGUGCAAUUAAUCUUCUUAAAGGGGUUUCUCAUGCAAAAGUUCUGAAGUUGUCUGGUAGGAACAGCAACACCAUUGAGAUUCUUUCUCCAUUGCAUGAUUUGUUAGAUCAUCUGCCCACCUUUUACAAUCUUAGAUCUUUGAAGCUGACCGCAGGGUGUUGCCCAAGGCAUCUUUCAGUUAUAACCUGCUUACUCCAAAGUGCUCCAAAUCUUGAAUACCUCAAAGUAAAAAUUGAUGAGGACAAGUCCAAAGGCCAGAAAUGUUGGGAACCAGAGAAAUUGGGUAUCAAUUGUCUCUGUGAUCAUCUCAAGGUGGUUGAACUCAAGGGUUUUGGGGGAAGGGAGAAUGAACUGGAGCUACUGAAAUUUUUGCUAGAAAAUGCAAAGAGUUUGGAGAAGAUAAUGCUUGUUGCUUCUGUAGAAUUGUCCGAUGAUUCUUGGAAGCAAGGAGAGGCUAAACAAAAGCUCCUAAGGUUUCCGCGAGCAUCAGAUCAUUGUGUAAUUGAGUUGAAAACCUUGAUGCGUGAACUUGAUUACUCCAAGCUGCCUAUUUGUCAGUAUGGUUUGUAUGGUCUGCAUCAGAAUUUCCUAUUAAUGCCUCUAAGGAGAAAGCCUUUCCUGUACGAUUUGGAUGAAUGGCGCCCAUUACCCAGGUAGCAUGGUACUGAUUCACA
This is a messenger RNA of Telopea speciosissima, 1659 nucleotides long. Its product is annotated as F-box/FBD/LRR-repeat protein At5g56420-like. The record is from RefSeq and is a predicted model, not a curated record. Gene Ontology annotation, molecular function: protein binding. The transcript is spliced from 5 exons. Lineage: Eukaryota; Viridiplantae; Streptophyta; Magnoliopsida; Proteales; Proteaceae. The coding region runs from base 44 to 1642 and encodes 532 amino acids.